AUGGGCCUUAUCAAGGAUCCCAUCCCCACCAGGAACUUUCCCCUCAACAUCAGUCUUCACAAGAAUGGGAAUCCACAGGAAAUACUGCGGAUAGCGAACCUUGAAGAAACACUUUGGUCAGAGGCACAGUUAUUGAUACCAAAACCUCAGAGAAAUGUUCAGUCUCCUACCGAUUGGCAAACUUUUGGAGCUACAAGAGUAUGCUUUGUCGAUGGAUCUUGGAAGGAACAAGAUGUUUUUACUGGACAAGUGUGGUAUUGCCGAAAGAUAGAUUCAGAGGACAAGAUGAUGAGGGCGAUGAAUCUCCGACGUAGCCUAUCUCCUUUACACGCAGAAUUUGAAGCGCUGAUUUGGGCAAUGGAGUGCAUGAAGACCCUACAGUUCUCAGAUGUAGUUUUUGCAACGGAUUGUUCUCAACUAGUAAAGAUGGUGUCCUCACCUGAAGAAUGGCCAGCAUUUACUACGCAUAUGGAGGAAUUUCGACGAAGUAAAAUUUUCUUCUCCAAUUUCACUAUUCGACAUAUUUCAAGGGCGCAAAAUACAAUGGCGGACAAGCUUGCACAUGGGGCAAGGAGUUCACCUUCAGCUAUGUUAUAUGUCGAUUCGAUACCUCUAGUUUGGCUUUCUGGACCGGUGGAAUCACGUUAG
Molecule: messenger RNA, 648 nt
Organism: Raphanus sativus (radish)
Lineage: Eukaryota; Viridiplantae; Streptophyta; Magnoliopsida; Brassicales; Brassicaceae
Exons: 2
Coding region: 1-648 (215 amino acids)
Molecular function (GO): RNA-DNA hybrid ribonuclease activity; nucleic acid binding
Source: RefSeq, a predicted model, not a curated record